Fimicolochytrium jonesii is the source of this 915-nucleotide messenger RNA. Its product is annotated as ankyrin-containing protein. The record is from RefSeq and is a predicted model, not a curated record. The coding region runs from base 1 to 915 and encodes 304 amino acids. The transcript has 2 exons. Gene Ontology annotation, molecular function: protein binding. Lineage: Eukaryota; Fungi; Chytridiomycota; Chytridiomycetes; Spizellomycetales; Powellomycetaceae.
AUGAAGGGACCGCAAGCGGACGUAGAUUCGGACGGCGAGGACGACAUUAUUACGGGGCACAAGCACCGCCGAGCAGACACCUCCGCCGACAACGACAAGACGCAGGACCUCCCCUUUCUCACAGAAGACGUUUUCCUCAUCAUUCUCUUUUGGUGUGAUGAGGCGGAAGCCGUCGUCAACCUGUUGGUUUCCGGGGCCAUCAAUUUGAAGUUUUUGCUGUUCAGAGCCAAGGCCCGUAGGAUUAUGGUCUUGUACGGGAGAGAGCGUUGGAUACGAGCGCGACUGACGUGGGAUGAACCUUCGCUCAUGGACCAGUUGAUCCGAUACGGCGCGAACCACGGCGCGAACGUGCACGCCCAGGACGACGUCGCGCUGCGACGGGCUUCGGCGUUCGGCCACGUCUCGGUUGUCGAAUAUCUGCUGAACAAUGGUGCGAACGUGCAUGCCCAUGACGACGACGCGCUGAAAGGUGUUUCGUUUAGUGGUCACAUAUUGGUGGUGAAAUGUCUGAUCAAGCACGGCGCGGACGUGCACGCCCAGGACGACUCCGCGCUGAUACAGGCUUCGAUUGAAGGUCACUUAUCGGUGGUCGAAUGUCUGAUCAAGCACGGCGCGGACGUGCACGCCCAGGACGACUUCGCGCUGCAAGGGGCUUCGUCGUACGGCCACGUCUUGGUUGUCGAAUAUCUGCUGAACAAUGGUGCGAACGUGCACACCGGGGACGAUGGACCGCUGCGAAGUGCUUCGGCGUACGAUCACUUAUCGGUGGUCGAAUGUCUGAUAAAGCACGGCGCAGACGUGCACGCCCAGGACGACGACGCGCUGCGACGGGCUUCGGCGUAUGGCCACGUCUCGGUUGUCGAAUAUCUGAUCAAGCACGGCGCGGACGUGCACGCUGCGACAGGCUUCGUUUAA